AUGAGCGAUCCUCAGCCCUUACAGGAGGAAAGAUAUGAUAUGUCGGGUGCCCGUCUAGCCCUGACACUAUGUGUCACCAAAGCCCGGGAGGGUUCCAAGGAAGAUAUGGAUGCCUUGGAACGCAUGUUCCGGUACCUAAAAUUUGAAAGCACCAUGAAGUCAGAUCCCACUGCUCAGCAAUUCCUGGAAGAGUUGGACAAUUUUCAGCAGAUCAUAGAUAAUUGGGAAGAGCCCGUCAGCUGUGCUUUCGUGGUGCUUAUGGCACAUGGAGAGGAAGGCCUCCUAGAGGGAGAAGAUAAGAAGAUGGUGAGACUGGAAGACCUUUUUGAGGUCUUGAACAACAAGAACUGCAAGGCCCUGAGAGGCAAGCCCAAAGUGUACAUCAUUCAGGCCUGCAGAGGAGAGCACAGAGACCUUGGUGAAGAAAUGGAAGGAGAUCAGGUUGCUGUGAUCAUGAAGAACAAACCUCAAACCAUCCCGACCUAUACGGAUGCCCUCCACAUCUUCUCCACGGUAGAGGGGUACCUCUCCUAUAGACAUGAACAGAAAGGCUCUGGCUUCAUCCAGACCCUGACAGAUGUGUUUAUAAACAAAAAAGGAUCCAUCAUAAAGCUUCUGGAAGAGAUAACCCGACGGAUGGCAGACACUGAGGUGAUUCAGGAGGGGAAACCGAGGAAAGUGAACCCUGAAUUCCAAAGCACCCUCCGGAAGAGUCUGUAUCUGCAAUAA
Cricetulus griseus (Chinese hamster) is the source of this 729-nucleotide messenger RNA. Lineage: Eukaryota; Metazoa; Chordata; Mammalia; Rodentia; Cricetidae. The record is from RefSeq and is a predicted model, not a curated record.